Megalops cyprinoides (Indo-Pacific tarpon) is the source of this 2491-nucleotide messenger RNA. RefSeq names its product trafficking protein particle complex 6b-like (gene trappc6bl). Lineage: Eukaryota; Metazoa; Chordata; Actinopteri; Elopiformes; Megalopidae. The record is from RefSeq and is a predicted model, not a curated record. Gene Ontology annotation, biological process: regulation of GTPase activity; endoplasmic reticulum to Golgi vesicle-mediated transport. The coding region runs from base 185 to 670 and encodes 161 amino acids. The transcript is spliced from 7 exons. Gene Ontology annotation, cellular component: cis-Golgi network; trans-Golgi network; TRAPP complex.
CCUGAACUCCGAAGACCCAGACUGCUUAUGCAAAGCGUGAAAAUCGGAGAGCGUACUUUUGCGGUCUGUACUUAAAGAGAAAAUUGUCCCUCUGCGGCACCCAGAAAAAGGAAGUCGGUCACUAGCUAACUGGUGGUAGUUACUUGUUUAUAUCGUGAAGAGAGGUAUUGUGCUCCUUCUCAUCAUGGCAGACGAUGCGCUCUUCGAGUUUCUACACAUGGAGAUGGUGGCUCACGUUUACAAAGAGCAGGCGUCUAGAGCGGAGACGGAACAGGAGAGAAACACAUGUGUGUCUGUAUUGGAAGGCAUGGGAUUCAGGGUAGGACAAGGACUAAUAGAAAGGAUCACAAAAGACACACCCAGUUUCAAGGAUGACCUGGACAUGAUGAAGUUCAUUUGCAAAGAUUUUUGGAUUAACAUCUUCAAGAAGCAAAUCGACAACCUGAGGACGAACCACCAGGGUACUUAUGUCUUACAAGACAACAAGUUUGCACUAUUGACCCAGUUCUCUAAUGGCAAGCAGUACCUGGAGGAAGCCCCCAAGUACCUAGCCUUCUCCUGUGGAUUGGUGAGGGGUGCCCUCUCGAACCUGGGGUUGGACAGCGUGGUGACAGCGGAAGUUUCCACCAUGCCCUCAUGUAAAUUCCAGGUUGUGAUUCAGAAAACAUAGAGCGGACUUCAUGCCAUAUGCUGUUGGAAGCAUUGCGAUGGAGCGAAACGGAGUGAUGGCGACAGAAAGGGUCUAAUCAUACAGGGAGUCUGUUUUAAACAAAUGCUUCCCUUAGAGAUGUAUGAUAGUCAGCUAUGUGUUUUAGAGGAUAAUGCAAAGAUUUCAGCCUUACCAUUGAAUUUAAGACAGUACAGUGUAUGUUACAUUUGUAUUUAUGGUUGAGGAAAUUAUGUAAAGAAUUGUACUGUCUUAUUUUUUAAGGUGUUGGUCUAGCUAGAAGCUCACAUUUGUGGAUGUGGACGUGUCUGUGGUCAAUGGAGUUGAUGCUAUGCUUUUGACAAAUAAGUGGUUUGGAUUACAGCUGACCGACAAUCUCAGCAGAGAUACGCAUAAAUUGCUGCAGAGCAUUUUUUGUAAUAAUUUGUUUAGAAAACACAGCAUAAGAAGCCAUAUAUAUUUUCAGAAAGUUUUCAACCAAAAAUUGCUGAUGCAUUCUGAUGAACAGUUCUCUCCACACCAGCAUAGCUUUAUUUGUAACAUAAUGUGACAUAGAGCCAUACAAUGGUUUGAGAACAUUGAUGUUUUUCUGUUAUUUAAUUUACUGAUAUAUGAAAAAUUUGUGUGACCAGCACUAGCUGUUGUUUCAACCUCACCCUCUAGUGGUAUUAUACUGUUACUGCAUUCCUUUGAUGCAGACAGACACAAAGUUAUGUGGAGCCAAAUGCAAUACCUUCUGGGUGAGGGAUCUACAAAGGAUCUACGUCUUUUCUUAGCUAAGUGUUUAUUUUAAACUGUUGGCAUCACUUUCUUUGCCUGUGUUUUUUUUUUUUUUUUUUUUUCCAGUAAAGGGACACUGAAGUAAUUUGACUUGAGGGCGUGGACAAAAUUUUGAAAUCUGUAAACAAUUAAAUGCCGUCAUGUGAUUCUCAUUUCAUUGCUGUUGGUCACAUUAGUGAAAUUGCAGAGCCUCUUUUAACCGCUAGGUGGCAGUCAAAGGCAGGUGGCAGGUGGUUCACAAGAGGCAGCGCCACGCAUGAGGAUGGGCCUAGAUGCCAGAUGCGUCACUGCAGAGGCCUGCGCAGAGCAGCCUGGUGCAUUUAACCCUUUGCAGAACCUUUACCUGAGGGAGAUGUGAACCGAGGUCAGCUGAAAUCUGUCAUUAUCUUAGGUUUCUUAGGUUUCUACAAGCCCAUACUCAGUUUGGAAAAAAAAAAAAUAAAUUCAUCGUUGAAAUAAAACUGCCUAAUUUGCUGAGCCCUUCUUUCAGUUUGAUAACGCUUUGCUUUGGCUUCAGAAUAUAUACUCGAAAACAUUGGAGCGUUGACGUGACAACUCGGCAGUGGAGAAAGUCAGAUUUCGGAACUUUUGUAAGCAAAUGUUGCUUUGGGACAUGAUAGGGGUUCCUCCUCUUGGAAAGCAUUACUUCAUUAAAGGCUUUUUUUUCUUCCAUUCCCAUCACCAUAAGUCAUUUUUCCUCACCAGUCCAUUACUUGGCCCUUGGCAGUGCAGUGGGUGUAAUUUCUGAGUCGGAGAACAUAGUGUGCCUUGCAAGAUAACGAAAUUUGACAUGCUUUAGGCUGUGAUUCACCUCUGAGCGGAUGGGUGGACCUGGAAUACGUUCAGUGCUUAUGAUUUGACCUCUGAUAUAGGCCUCCCCCUCCUCGCGCGCACACACACACACACACACACAAGCGUAGGAGCUUUGACAGUUCACUGCUAUAUAGUUUCUGCUUUACAGGUAUAUGACAGGGGGAGGGGACAUGACGUCUGCAGAUGAAAAAGUUUGCAUUUAAAUUGCUGAGAGGAAACAACUGAAUAAGC